ACACAUCCGGGUCUCCCGGCGAGCAGCCCUCUCCCCAUUUAGACGGACGCCAUUUUGGACACACAUCACUAACAUGCAUGUAAACCCCCAGCGACCUCUCGACGCAGCGCCGCGGAAAACAACGUCUGCCUCGGUCACCGGAGCCGCUUCGACCGCUUCUUCUGUCUUCUUUUCCACCUCCCUGCCUCCGUAGUUUCUUCUUUCGCUCUCGGCGGCGGUUGCGGCGGCGGCCGACACACGCUACACGGUGCUGGCUGGCGGAGGCUUCUUCCGCUGGAGGGGACCGGAGAGGCCUGCGGUCGGUUUGAUCCCCGGACCGAUGAUUUGGACCGGCUUAGGGUGUUGAUGAACCAGGCGGGGGACCUGCGGGCUGCGUUUAGAAACGGAACAUGUCUUUCUCAUGGCUGACUUGUUCACUUCUUCUGGGAACUUUGUGCGCAGGGUACAGUCUGGGCGAGGCGGAGACCCGGGAGUGCGUGUUCUACAAUGACAACUGGCGUGCAGAGAAGACCAACCAGAGCGGCUUUGAGCGCUGCGAUGACAAGGACAAGGACAAAGACAAGCGGCUGCACUGCUACGCCUCCUGGCUCAACUCCUCAGGGACCAUCAAGCUUGUGAAGAAAGGCUGCUGGCUGGAUGACUUCAACUGCUACGACAGGCAAGAAUGCGUCUCCAUGGAUGAGAACCCUCAGGUCUUCUUCUGCUGCUGCGAGGGCAACUACUGCAAUGAGCGCUUCACCCACCUCCCUGACAUGAUUGGCGCUGGCAACCGAGUCAAAAUCCGGCCUCCACCCAGAGUGCCGUCCAUGCUCAACGUGCUGGUCUACUCCCUGCUACCUCUCUGCGUGCUCUCCCUGGCAAUCAUCCUGGCUUUGUGGAUGUACCGCCACCGUAAGCCCCCCUACGGCCAUGUGGACCUCAGCGAGGACCCCGGACCCACUCCUCCCUCCCCCCUGAUGGGUCUGAAACCCCUACAGCUGCUGGAAAUCAAAGCCAGGGGGCGCUUUGGUUGCGUUUGGAAAGCCCAGCUCAUGAGCGAAUACGUUGCCGUCAAGGUUUUCCCAGUGCAGGAUAAGCAGUCGUGGCAAAACGAGCGAGACAUUUUCCUGACGGCGGGCAUGCGGCACGAGAACAUCCUGCGCUACAUUGCUGCUGAGAAGCACGGAGCCAACCUGGAGACGGAGCUGUGGCUCAUCACGGAGUUUCAUGAGAGGGGGUCGCUGACCGAUCACCUUAAGGGCAACACUGUGACCUGGGGCGAGCUGUGCCACAUAGCCGAGACCAUGUCCCGUGGCUUGGCCUACCUCCAUGAGGACAUUCCCAGCUACAAGGGGGAAGCACCCAAACCCACCAUUGCGCACAGGGAUUUCAAGAGUAAGAAUGUGAUGCUCCGAAACGACCUGACGGCAAUCAUCGGAGACUUUGGGCUGGCUGUCCGCUUCGAACCAGGAAAACCUCCAGGAGAUACUCAUGGCCAGGUGGGCACGAGGCGCUACAUGGCUCCAGAGGUGCUGGAGGGAGCCAUCAACUUCCAGCGGGACUCCUUCCUGAGGAUCGACAUGUACGCCAUGGGCCUGGUGCUGUGGGAGCUGGUGUCUCGCUGCACCGAGACGGACGGUACCGUGGGCGAGUACAUGCUGCCGUUUGAGGACGAGAUAGGCCAGCAUCCAUCCCUGGAGGACCUGCAGGAUGUGGUCGUGCACAAGAAAAUGCGUCCAGUCAUCAAGGACUGCUGGCACAAACAUCCUGGUCUGAGUCAGCUGUGCGAGACCAUCGAGGAAUGCUGGGACCACGACGCCGAGGCCCGCCUGUCGGCCGGCUGCGUGGAGGAGCGCAUCGGUCAGAUCACCAGGACCACCGGCAGCACUACCUCAGACGGCCCCGUCUCCAUCGUGACGUCGCUCACCAACGAGGACCUACCUCCCAAAGAGUCCAGUACCUGAACGGGGGCGGGAGCGGCGGGUACCAUCUUUUGCCUCCCGAGCGCCCUUUUUUUGGUCAAACCCAAACUCAGUGGAUUUGCGUGAAUAUUUAAUAAUAACAACGUAGAGGAGGAAGAAAAGACUAUCACGUUUUGAAUGCAGCUGCUAUUUUAUCCCGAUACUGGCAUUUUUUAAUUUUUCUACAUCUAACACACACAUCCUUCUGCUGUAGUUGGGGAGUAGUAUAAGCUAUGCGACGGCAACAGUACAUGUCAUUACCUCAUAAUUCAUUUGAGUCGCUCUUGGUUUUUUUCCCUUGAAUUACCUCAUGAGUUUUUAUGUUUAGUUUGACGUCCCCCCACCCCCGUGUGGUCACGAGCAGCCAAAUGAACUGAACUCUUCAGCUCCAAACCUUGGGAGGAUGCGUUUUUUGAGACUGUUUAGACAAAAUAUAUUCAUCUUCCUCAGGGGUCGAAGCUUCUCCGAAACUCUGGUGUGCUCCCUUAUUUUAAGCCCGUGAAUGCCUCUCUCCCAACACGACAGAAGAGAAACAAAACGGAAAAUAAUGGAGCACAGUGUUUUUUAUGGAGCUAAAUAGGUGCUGAGCAUUGGUAUUAUUAUUAUUAUUGUUGUUGUUUGAAUUAUUAUUAUUAUUGUUGAGACAUUUGGACUUGUCGGAGAUGUCGGGGGCACGUGUGGUGCUCCCUCGGGGAACUACCUCUCUCAGGUAUCCAAUAGGCUUCUGUAGGAGCUUUUAUCUCCAAGCGGAGAGCCAAGCUAGCUGUCACGGAAAUGUCCCGGAUUCAUUUGUCAUUGCUUUGUUGCGUAGAAAUUCCCGCUUACUCCUUUGCCAGUGCCGGGAGCAUUGACCAAUGCUGCCUGGAGUUGCAAUGUUACACAGGAUUCAUUUCCACCGUGUGGGCGGCAGACCAUCGAGUGAAUGUACCGUUACGUCAAUAGUUGGUCAGAGCGUGGUUACAUUAGCAGUCGGAUUGGGUGGAUUUGUCUGUUUUUGGCUGGCUAGGACAAAGUGGCAAAGGACUGGAAGAUGUGUGGAGCUAUUUCCAUUCAUGAUUAUCACAGAAACAUGAACAUGAUGAAUAGGGCCUUGUAUGUUUAUCGUUGGAAAGGCCUACAUCGGUGCUUCCCAAACCCUCUACUCCUUCACACUGCAGAAUCAUAACCCUUUUCAUCUUCUUUAACUUGAAAUAUUGAUCGCAAAUCAUUGGUUACUUCAUUUUAGCGUUUCCAACCCAUUCAAUCACGACAAGGUAGUAUCGGAAGCACCAAAACGCCUACCGUACAGCAUAACCAACGAUAACCCCUGCUGCGCCGGAAAUGAAAGCUGAAACACUCUUAAAGGGGACGUCCACUUUUUGGGGAAUUUUGUCCAUCGUCCCCAAUCCUUAUGUGAAACAUGAACACAUAUUUCUUUUAGUUUUCUGUGUAUUACAACACCAGAAAACCAGUUCAUACGAGCUAGCUAACCAUGCACUGGGAGACACCUAUUUCUAUGCUAGUUCCGUCAACAACACUUAGGAUGUCCCCUCCCCUUGGGAUGGCCGUGUCUUCCAGCACGAGGCGUGUGCUCCGGUCCUCAGGUCAAAAUGCUGACGGCAAACCAGCAUCUUGUUGAGUCUUGGUAGCCAAACGGAGGGCUAGCUAUCCACUCUGUGUCUGUGGAUGACGCUGAGAUUAGCGAUUAGCGAGGCGCCGUGUUAGUCCGCCAGAUAAAAAAACCAAUAAUACCGCUGUAGCUUGGUUAACAUAUAACUCAGUUAUGGAAGUUCCCCUUCAAUGCAGGAAAUAAUCCUCUUAGUUGAUAUAACCAACAAGGCUCAAUGCCCCUUCUCUCCUUUCGCUUUGCACUGUGAGGCAUUCAGGCACACUCAUAAUUGGAGCCAAUUGUUUUUCAUUUUUCUUCACGUACCCCCCACGACAAUUGGUGUAGCCCACUUGCGAUUGACUCGGUUUUGCGUUCUUUCUUUGAGCGGUGUAUAUUUUCACCUUUGUGACAGAUGUUUUUAACAGAAUAAAAUAACCAAAAAUCAAGGAUUUUAAUCAUCAUAAAUGUUUUUAAAUAAUCCAAAAUGUUUUAAAAUAAUGAUUUGGAAUAUUGGGUUAUUUUUUAUAUUUUCAAGUAUAAAUGAUUGACAGUCGGUACAAGUCCCAGCCAGUAUUUAAGCUUAUAUUUGAUUACAAUAUUUCUUUUCCCGAAUAUUAACAAUGACAUUCAUGACAAAAAUAAUCUGCAAACAUAAUAAUAAUUUGGAAAAUGAAAAAAAUGGCUUUCCAUUUCCGUUGUGGUUUUCCAGCUUAUUUAGGAAUUCUAAAUGUCAUUUUCUCCGGUCUAUGGGAUCGUUUGUGGUCCCAACUGGGCGUCCUGAUGUCUUGCAGCCUUUUCCCACUUUGUCCUUCCCAGCCACGGUAGACCCGCCCACCAUCGUUGUGGGCUUGGCUACGGCUUUGGUGUGUUUUGGAUUUGGACUUUUUGCUUUUUAACCCUGCUAGCGCUAUACUGGAGCAUAAGCGACUUGUCUUUCAUUUAGUAUUAUUAUUGUUAUUAUUUUCAUUCUGGCCUCGUGUGGAACAGAUUGCCACUUUUCUCCCCCUCUUGAUACCUCAGUGUGUGUGCGUGUGUGUGCGUGCGUGAUGCAAAGAGACGUUUGCCUUUUAGUCUCGGAUGCAGUGAAGACGGGUGCCGAGUGCUCCAUGUCCUUCUGACGUGAAACGUUGCUGAAUGUCUGUUAUGCUGCUGUGACUAUUCCAGGAUACUCAAGGAUUUGUAUUCUUGGUGGAUAUACACCAUCCAUGACGUGGCGUCUUAUGUCCUCGUGUCCUUUGUGUCGUCCGUGAUGAUGAUGAUGAUGAUGAUGAUGAAGGGGUGAGCCCUCAGAUGGUUUCUCUUCUCCAGACUGACCUCAGAUAUUCUGACAAAAGUACCUCAGGCUUUUUUUCUACAUGUGUAUCAACUUGUCUUAAGUAUUUGCAUACUAGUCCUGUCUGUGGAGAUUGUUUUUCAUUCAAUUUCUAUUAUUUUCUAUCCUUUUGCCCUCUUUUUUAUUUUUUUAAU
Doryrhamphus excisus (bluestripe pipefish) is the source of this 4995-nucleotide messenger RNA. It is a transcript of the gene acvr2ba, whose product is annotated as activin A receptor type 2Ba. Gene Ontology annotation, molecular function: ATP binding; activin receptor activity; activin binding. Lineage: Eukaryota; Metazoa; Chordata; Actinopteri; Syngnathiformes; Syngnathidae. Gene Ontology annotation, cellular component: plasma membrane; activin receptor complex. Gene Ontology annotation, biological process: activin receptor signaling pathway; cellular response to growth factor stimulus; protein phosphorylation. The record is from RefSeq and is a predicted model, not a curated record.